This is a messenger RNA of Artibeus jamaicensis (Jamaican fruit-eating bat), 4697 nucleotides long. It is a transcript of the gene TGS1, whose product is annotated as trimethylguanosine synthase 1. Gene Ontology annotation, biological process: 7-methylguanosine RNA capping; 7-methylguanosine cap hypermethylation. Gene Ontology annotation, cellular component: nucleus. The coding region runs from base 185 to 2749 and encodes 854 amino acids. The record is from RefSeq and is a predicted model, not a curated record. The transcript is spliced from 13 exons. Gene Ontology annotation, molecular function: RNA cap trimethylguanosine synthase activity. NCBI's taxonomy places the organism in Eukaryota, Metazoa, Chordata, Mammalia, Chiroptera, Phyllostomidae.
CUUCCGGAGCCACUUCCGGUGGUGGCUUCUUCGCUUGCUGGGUAUCUCCGCAGCUGGCCCUAUCCUGAGAGGGCCCCGGGCUCGUACUUAAUUCGUCAUCCCUAGGGUACGCUGGUGAGGCUUCCUUUCGGUCUCCAGUAACCCGGUCUGUUUAGCGCUGGGCUGCCUCCUCUGAGGUGGAAAAAUGUGCUGCGAGAAGUGGAGCCGCGUGGCCGAAAUGUUUCUGUUCAUUGAAGAUCUGGAGGAGGAUAAUAAGAUCCUUUGCCUCUGCUCCAGAGCGUUUGUGGAGGAUCGAAAAUUAUGCAAUUUGGGAUUAAAAGGCUACUAUGUUAAAGGCAAUGGCAACAAUGCAGGAGACCAAGCUACAGACCAAGAGGAAGAAGGUGAUAAUUCCCAAAGUACUAAAGAAUCAUGUGAUAGCAAAAGAAUAGGCCUGGAUGAAAGUGAACUUGAUUCUGAGGCCGAACUCAUGAGAAGUAUGGGAUUGCCACUUCAGUUUGGUGGGAUGUCUGCACAUAAGAAUUUUGAAGAGUCUAUGAAUACCAGGAAUAAAGUUAAAAUUAAAAAGAAAAAGAAAAAACAUCAAAAGAAGUACUUAGAUGAGAUUAUUAAAGAAUCUUUGAGACAAGACUAUGAGGAAGAUGACAUUUUGGCUUCAGAUGAUCCAUCCUCAGUUGAACAGUAUAAGAACACCAGAACUUGUAAACUUCAGUCCAGAAAAGAUACUGAAAUUGAAAAUCUUUCUGUUGAAAAUACAUUGUCUCCAAAGCUAGAAAUUACAGAGAAAUGGGAAAAGUACUGGAAUGAAUAUGGUGGAGGACUAUUAUGGCAAAGCUGGCAAGAAAAACAUUCAGAUCAAACACUGUGUUCUGAACCUUGGAACAUUCCUGAUACCAAGGCAGAAUGGGAACAGCACUAUAGUCAACUUUAUUGGUAUUAUUUAGAACAAUUUCAGUAUUGGGAAGCUCAGGGUUGGACUUUUGAUGAUUCACAAAGUUGUGAUACAAAUACGUGUGGGUCUAAAACAGAAGAUGACAAUGAGAAAGAUGAAGAUUGCGUGAAAGCAGACUUACAGUCAUUUCCAUCUUCAUCAGUUGGUAGCGAAAGCUCUAGUUCAAGUGAUAAAGAUCAUAAUGAAGUACUUGAUGGAAUUAGGAACAUAAGGCUGAAUUCAGGGAAAGUAGAAGAGAGCCAGUUAGAGUCAAUUGUAAGUUCUGAUGGACAUCAGUGGCUAAGUGAAGUUAACAGCAGAAGAGAAUGCCCUGCUUCUGGUGAAAGCAAACCUCAUGGUAAAGGAACCGAGGAAAGCAACUUGUCUGGGAAUAGAAGCACAAACCAAUCGGCCAAGGAUUCACAGGAGUGUUCAGAAACAAACACAGUCAAAGAAAGACCACAUCCCAACAGUAUGGAUGGAGACGACAGUGAAGAAGAUCCGCCAGAACAUAAGCCAAGCAAACUCAAGAGGAGCCAUGAACUGGACCCCGAUGAAAACCCAGAUUCAGAGUUUGAUGACAGUGGUUCCCUUCUAGGAUUCAAGCAUGGCUCAGGACAAAAAUACGGUGGAAUUUCAAAUUUCAGUCGUAGGCGGGUCAGGUAUGUACAGAAGAAUGUGAAAUACAAGUCACAGUUCUUGGACAUGAGAAGACAAAUAAAUAUGAAAAACAAACAUAUUUUCUUUACUGAAGACACAGAAAAAACAUGCUUCAAAAAAAGUAAAGCUUUGAGUAAGGUCGAAAAGUUUCUAAAAUGGGUUAAUGAACCAGUGGAUGUGGAGGCAUCACAGGAGUCAAUUUCUCAUGACAACGUGCAAGACACUUGCACGAGCAGUGAUUCAGAAGAACAAGAAAUGUCUGUUACCAAAGGGGAUAUGCCACUGGAGUUGAGCAACCCAGAACCUGGGCUGUGUCAUGCCAUAUCUUUAGCUGGUGAACAUGAAACAGAAAAAAAUGAAGGGGACAGCGCAGCAGCAGCCAUUAUAGAUGAGGGGGAUUGUGAUGCUCAGGAUACACCAGACUCUCUCCAGGUAGAAACUGGAGCUGAAAUUAAAAAGAAGAAGAAGAAAAAACAGAACAAAAGGGUAAUUGGUCUGCCUCCUGAGAUAGCUGCGGUUCCUAAGCUGGCAAAAUACUGGGCCCAGAGGUACAGACUCUUCUCCCGUUUUGAUGACGGGAUUAAACUGGACACAGAGGGCUGGUUUUCAGUUACACCUGAAAAGAUUGCUGAACACAUUGCUGGCCGGGUCAGUCAGUCCUUCAAGUGCGACAUUGUAGUGGAUGCAUUUUGUGGAGUUGGAGGAAAUACAAUUCAGUUUGCCUUAACUGGAAAGAGAGUGAUUGCCAUUGAUAUUGAUCCUGUUAAGAUUGAUCUUGCUCGCAAUAAUGCAGAAGUUUAUGGGAUAGCAGACAAGAUUGAGUUCAUCUGUGGAGAUUUCCUGCUGCUGGCUUCUCGUUUAAAAGCCGAUGUUGUGUUCCUCAGCCCCCCUUGGGGAGGGCCAGACUAUGCCACUGCAGAGACCUUUGACAUUAGGACAAUGAUGUCUCCUGAUGGCUUUGAAAUUUUCAGACUUUCCCAGAAGAUCACUAAUAAUAUUGUUUAUUUUCUUCCAAGAAAUGCUGAUAUUGACCAGGUGGCGUCCUUAGCUGGGCCUGGAGGGCAAGUGGAAAUAGAACAAAACUUUCUUAAUAAUAAAUUGAAGACAAUCACUGCUUAUUUUGGGAACCUGAUCCGAAAACCAGUCUCUGAAUCAUAACUGUGAGGCGGUACAAGAACAAAAAGAUCACGUUCAGAAAAGAUUGGUCAGAAUCUUAUUCAGAUGAGAGACUUGACAUUUCUUUCUGUAUGCACUGAUAUGCAUUGUACCCAUAGUCUUAAAUCACCGUGUAAAAUGGAAAUUUAUAGAAGGUUGAUGAAUAUUAAUGAACUACUUAGAGACUUUGGGGUAAUAUUAACUAUGUAUUGGGCUGACCAAAAAAUUUGUUUUUUUUUCCAUAAGGUGGCUUUAGUAGCACUUCGUUGUCUUUAACUUCAUUUGAAACAAUUUUGUUAAGAUUAUAUCGUGACAGCCGUCAUAUCAGUGUGCAUUCAAAAAACUUAAUUGGUGAAUUUUUGUGUACUCAUUUUAAUAUUGAAGAUGAAAGAAAAUACGCAAUUUUGGCAUGGUAUGCUGUAUUAUUUCAAGAAAGGUAAAAACACAACUGAAAUGCAAAAAAAGGAUUUGUGCAGUGUAUGGAAAGGGUGCCGCGACGGAUCGGAUGUUAAAAGUGGUUUGCGAAGUUUCAUACUGGAGUUUUCUCGCCGGGUGAUGCUCCAUGGUUAGGUAGACCAGUUCAAGUGGAUAGCGAUCAGUUCGAGACAUUAAUUAAGAAUAAUCAACAUUAUACCACAUGGGAGAUAGGUGACAUAUUCAAAAAAUCAAUAAAGUUAUUGAUGAAAAUGCAAAAAAGUUCUAUUUUACAGGAAAAAAAGAGAGUAAGUGUUGUCUGAUAUGGGAGAGGUAGGCUUCCUCCUGUGUUUGAUGUCAGUCAGAAGCUCUGCGUGUGUAUGUGCCUCUGCCUUUAUUUUUUUUAUUUUAUAUGUUUUGAUUUAACAUCUUUGUAUGUGACUGUAUAGAAAACAGUUGUUGUGUGGUCUUCUUUUAAUACAGAAAGAUACAAAGAAAACAAACCCAGUUAGCCCCUGUUGAAAUAAGUAAUGUUACACCUGUAAGGGUAGAAACAGACAGAAUGGUACAAAAUGAAAAGUAAGUCUUCCUCCCUCUACCCCCACCCUUCAUUCAUCUGUCUAGAGAUAACAGUGUUUUAAUCUCCUUUGGAAAACAGAAAGGAAUUGCAGGAGACUCUAAUACACUUUCCCCCUCCAUGACGCACUGUUCAUUACUCCCCCACCCCCUUUUUUCAGUUACUCUGUGUUUUACUAGUAUAUCCUAGAGACCUUUUCCUCUCAGUGCAUACACACAGGUCUGCCUUGUCCCUUUAGUGGCUAUCUUGUAUUUCAUCUCCCGGAUAUGGUGUAAUUUAACCAGUUUCCUACUUUAGGAUGUUUCGCAAUCAUCGACUAUUCUGUGCUGUGAUUAAAGUAUGUGUUUUCCUCCACAUCCCCAGCUCUAGGCGUCAUCAAGCAUUUUAAUCUUUGCCACGUUCUGUGUGGGAAAAAUGGUACCUUAUUGUUUAUGAGGGGCCUCCGUGACUAUGAAUGAGAUUUGACAAUAUUUUUAUACAUUUUGGUAUUUUUAAAAUAAUUUUCCUUUUUUAAAUUGACAACUCCUAUCUUUUACCAGUUUUUGUUUCGGAUUGUUCUUUUCCUUAUUCAUAUGUAUGAAUUCUUUGUAAAUUAAAGAGCCUCUUGUUUUUAGUAGGUAUUGUAAAUAUGUGUUUCCAGUUAUUGCCUUUUAGAGUCAUUUUGUGAUAUUUUUUUUGCCAUAUAUAAGUUUUUAAUCUUAACAUAGUCAGAUUUAGCAGUCUUUCCCUCGCCCCCUGUAUUUGGGUUUAUGCCCUUUAGAAAGAUCUUUUCCAUUCCCAGAAUAUAAAUACAUUUAUGCAACCUUUUUUCUAGUACUUUCUUGUUUUCAUGUCUUUGCUGUACUUGGAAUUUGCUUUUAUGUUAUAAAGUUAGUGUUUUUAAAAUGUCCAUUACAAAAAAAAUGAACUAUAUUUUGUAAUAUGGUUUGUAUUGUUUGUAUUAAAAUAGCCAUGAAAGGA